Mesocricetus auratus (golden hamster) is the source of this 7195-nucleotide messenger RNA. It is a transcript of the gene Lrriq1, whose product is annotated as leucine rich repeats and IQ motif containing 1. NCBI's taxonomy places the organism in Eukaryota, Metazoa, Chordata, Mammalia, Rodentia, Cricetidae. The record is from RefSeq and is a predicted model, not a curated record. The coding region runs from base 327 to 5462 and encodes 1711 amino acids. Gene Ontology annotation, molecular function: protein binding. The transcript has 28 exons.
CCAUAUACUGCCCUAGUCCCCAUUAACGCCUAAUCUGAAAAGAAAAAGGAAUUCCUCCUCCUGGUCCCAAAAUGCAGUGACCACUCUAAAUUCGAAUAGAACUUGUUUGUCCUAUUGGGGCACCUGUAAAGAAAGGCUGCUCUGCUGUCUCUGGAUUGGCUGUUGCCAUGGCUCCGGUUUGUUGAGCCGCUGCUGUGCUUCUGAGUGAAGAAGGGUGCGUAUGAGCGGGUCCUCCGUGGCGACCCUGACAGCACAGAAAAAAAAUGGCCAUGAAAUCGCUUGUGGGGAAGAAAGACACGUGAUGUCCAUAUCUAGAGAAGAGAAUUAUGGAGGACAGUGAUGACAGUGAUGCAAAGCUCAGAGAAGAAAUAGAAGCUGAAUUGGAUAAAAUCAGCAUUUCUUCCUUGGAAAAUGAUGAGGUUGAAAAUGAUUCAGAAUCAGAAACUCAGAGUGACAAUAGUGAUACGGAUUUAGUUGAGUUGCCAGAGUCAGUUCUUCACUGUAUCAACGUCAUAAGGAACAGGAGUAAAACUGCUGAAGAGCUCUUUCUUCAGGACUUAGAGGACACUGAUGUCUUCAGUUGUAGUUAUGGUACAGUUUCUAACAGUCAUGUGAAUUUGAGAACUGGAUCAUCAGCUGAAUCAAAAGCAAAUUCUGAGCAAUUAAUGAAGAUAUUAUCUGUAAUAGAAAAGGAGGAAUUUAUGAGAAGUCUAACUCAUUCUGCCAGGUCUGAUUCCAUUCCUGAGCCCGUUGCUGUUGACACACCAAUGGAUGAAUAUAUUUUACCAGAUGAUGCUGAUUUGAGUUUUGGAUACUUUGAAGUAGAAGAAAGAUGUAGAAAGUCUUUUGAAGCUUGGCAGGACAAACAGAAAGAACUGGAAGAAACAGAUAAAGAAACUCUUAAAGCUCAGAGUUAUAGAGAAAAACAGAAAUUUCAAGAAGACGAUGAAAAGAGACACUGCUGGAUAAGACAGUUUGAAGUUGAAAAGGAAAAAUUAGAAACCCUUCAGAAGCAAGACCAGGACAAAAUUAAUGAUGAACUUCAUAAAGAAGAGAAACUGUGGAAAGAAAAAUACAGAGAACAUGAGGAACUUAUUAGAAACUUGCAUUUACAAAUGGAGGAGGAAAGAGCAAGAUUAAGUGAGCUCCAGGAAAACGAAAAGGCACGCUUGCUAACACUGCAGCACAAUGCAGCUGUAAAAAUCCAAGCUAAAUAUAGAGCGUUUAUAGCUUACCGCAAAUACAGUCCAAUCAUAAGAGAGCAAAUAGAAAAGAAGAAGAGGAAAGUGCGGGAGUGGAAGGAGAAGGAAGCAAAGAUCCGACAAAUGGAGGAAGAGAGAAGAAGAAGAAUUGAAGAGGAGAAGAGGAUUGAGGAGGGGAGAAAGAAGAGGAUGCUGGAGGAAAGGAGGAGGCGGGAAAGGGAAUAUGAAGAGAAAAAGAGCAUCCUGAGACAAGAGCUAGAGGAGCAAAGAAACAAGGAAAAGAUGAGACCCAGGGAAGAAUCCUGCCAACUGCUCAUCAUUACCCCUGCUUUGGAGAAAGGGGAAGGUCGUGCCAAGCAGCCAGCUGUCGCAAACGUGGCAAAGAAUAAGGAUGCUAUAACCGAAGAGUUAGCGAACACCAAAUCAAAGAAGCAAAAAGAUGCUUGUCUGGUUCAGCAGUCAAACGAGAGAGAAAAUGUUCAUAAACAGUUGACACUGAGAGAAUCAAUAGGAGUAAAAAUUAAACAGAGCCAGACCGUUUUGGCAGAAUUAAAAAUGAGUGAAAAAAAUGAAAACUUACCAAAAUUAAAAAUGAAAGAAAAAAAUGAAAACUUAUCAAAAUUAAAAAUGGAAGAAAAAAAUGAAAACUUAUUAAAAUUAAAAGUGAAUGAAAAAAGCGAGAACUUACCAAAGAAACAAUGUUCAGAAAAAUCGACUAAUCAAGAAAUUACCUUUGAAAAUACAGAACAAAAAAAUGAAUUGAAAAGCUCAGACUUAAAGGAAAAUGUCAAUAAGCAGUGCCAGGGGCAAAAACUGGAGUCUCAAACUCAAAAAGAGGUAAAGGUGAAGCAUGCCACAAAGGAGAAUAUGGGACAAGAAACCCAGAUAGUGUUUGGAUACAAACCAGAAAUGAAUGAAGAGGACAACAAGGAGGCACAGGAAAUCAUCAAAGAUAAUCGAGAGAGACUGGCUGAAAAUAUAGAAAAAAAAGACAUAACAGAGCAAGAUGGAUCAUUGUAUGAGAAUUGUUCUUCAACUAUCUCCGUGCAAAAAGAUCUACUAUCAUCGCUAAUAUUAGAAAAUCCCGAACCUGUAGAAAGAAAUGUAAUGUUAGAAGACAAAGAGAUUGAUUUAAAAUCUAAAAGAGUUGAGGAAAUCCCUAAAGACAUUAUUCUGACUUCUGAUCCUGUGGUCAUUAACUCAGAUGUCCGGGUGCAUAUGGAAGACAAAACAAACCAGCAGGGUGCUGUCUCAGGCAAACAGGCAUCCAGUGAAGAGACUGGCAGUCACAGUGCUAAUAGCCCCUUGGUCACCGAAGAAGAGGACUCUCCUAAAUCUGAGAUUAAAGACAUUCCAGAACAAUGGAAGCAAACUAGGGAUGAAAGUGACAGUGUCCUGGUCAGCUGUGUUUCACAGAUAACCGUUGAAUCUUCAGUUGAGGAGAGGAGACUAGCUUGGAUAAAGUCAUUUAAACCUUGGUCUGAAGUCUUUGAGCAAAGUCAACUCAAGAAAACCAUUAAAAAAAAGAGACUUAUGAAGUGUCCAGCAAAUACAAUGCCUCCUUUGGAUACAUCAGCCAUUCUCCAGAUUGGCCCUUGGAAUACUUUACAGCAGGUCACGGCCAUUACAUUUCAGGAUUUGCCCGGCUGCAGUCUCUCUACACUGGCAGAGUGCACGAAUCUUCAGCUUUUGUCCCUCCAACGCUGCGGAUUAACUUCAUUGUAUGGCCUGAACCACUGCAAAAACCUCAAGUAUAUCGAUGCACAGGAAAACCAAAUUGAGAGCAUCAAUUGUGAAAAUUUGGAAAAUCUCUGUGUCGUUCUUCUUAAUAAAAACCUGCUGACUUGUAUUCAUGGUUUGGAUGGAUGCACUAAUAUCCAAAACCUUGAAGUUUCACAUAACAAAAUCACUCGAAUCAGUGGUUUAGAAUCUUUGAAAUACCUUCAGCAACUAACUGUGGACCAUAAUCAGUUAAUUAGCACUAAAGGACUUUGUGAAGCACCCACCAUUGUAUACCUGGAUUGUUCACAUAAUAAUCUUACUGAUGUUGAUGGCAUCGGAAAUUGUGGAUUGCUCCAAAUAGUAAAGUUGCAGGGAAAUUACCUAAGAGAGCCUCCUUCCUUAAAAAAUCAUGUUCUGCUUAGAGAAUUGCAUUUGGAUGACAACAGCAUCUUAAACGUGGAUGUACUUUCUUCAUGUUGGCUGCCUUUACUACAAGAGCUUAGUAUCUCUCAAAACAGUUUAGCAACAAUUGUACCACUGUUUCAUUUUGUGUCUUUGGAAAAACUAGAUGUCAGCAAUAAUUGUCUUUCUGAUCUUUCAAGUAUCAUGUGUUGGUUCAACUCAUGCCACUCUCUCCGAGAGCUUUGUCUCACCGGAAACCCAGUACUUCAGGAAAUUAAUUGGAGGCAUUCUAUACUUAAACUACUACCUGCUCUGAGAAUGCUCAAUGGUGACAUGCUAAACUCUCACUCUGAUGUCCAUGUUGAAGAAUACUUUCAUCAAGACCUAGCAUGGUUCUUGGCACUUUGUCAGUACCAACUUCAAGAGUUCAACUUGUUAACUGAAAAGUAUACCACACAGAAGGGGAGCAUUCUGACUUUGCAUGCUGCAGACAAGCUCUGUCACUAUUAUAAGAGCCUAAUGAAACUCAGUAAUGAAUGCAGACGUGCACAUGAAUGUGGGGAUGCGACAGUCAUAAAGAGGGUGGAACCGGAAACCAAGGAAACCCAGCCAGCCCUUUCCAACACCAACAGUACACUGCAAAACAAAUAUGAAGCAGAUUCACCAAAUACUUCUGGAAACCUGAUAGACUCUGACAAUAGACCGCCCCCAUUAAUCUGUGAAGAAGCUGAAGGGAGAAAUCAGGAGGAAAACAUGGCACACAGCAGGAUACAUAGUCCCUCUGCCAGAGGAACCUCAUUCAUAGAAAUGAAGAUGGCAAAUUCUCCAAUGAGUAGUCCUCAAAGUACUGAACACAGUGAAAAAAAUAAGGCAGCUGUGUUAAUCCAGUCCCAAUGGCGUAGUUAUAUUGCACGCAGACAGGUUGAUUUCUCUGCAAAAAUGAAUCCUACCACCGCAGAACCCCUGCAUAAUCCCUUUAGCAAUAAUGGGACUACUUCAAAUAAAGAAAGAAGAAAAAAUAUGAAUGUCCAAGAAGAGAGGGAGAAGGCCGCUUUUCAUAUCCAGGCAGUUUGGAAGGGCUUUAUUUUACGAAAGAAACUGGCGACAGCCCUGGAGGCUAUCAGGAAUGAAGAAUCUGGAGAGGAAUAUGAAGAAAUAGAUUUAGAGGAUUUUGAAUAUGAUGAGGAUGCCUUGGAGAAAGACUGGCCAGUUUUAGAUUCCACCGGCUUCCCUUCACAAACACUGCCUCUCUCCAACCAGCUGCCCUGGCCAAAGAAUGCUCGGACUUUGAAACAUGAUGAAAUGUCCCUUAGUGUGCCAACUCAUCCAUCUCAGGCAUGGCUAUGCAAUGAGAACGAAAAUUUGCUUUCAUCAGAACACACGCAGUUAAGUAGCAGCAGAUCAGAAAACAGAACUUUAUCCUGGACCUCCGAAUCAAACAUGAGUAGGAAGAGUUUACUGCAAUCUGAAAAGGAAGAAAAAAUUUCAGAAGAAUGGGGUUUUAAGGAUAUUUCUACAGCUCAGCAGAUGCUAAAGAGAGCUCAGAAAAUGAAAUCAAAAAAAUUAAGGAAAAAAUUAGAACCCUCUGUACGAUUAGCAAUAUUCCGAAAACACAAAAGUGGCAUUUCUGUUACGAAGCCAUCAAAGAGGACACAGCUCAGGAGAGAUGGUUACUCUGAAGAUGAGGAGGAAGAUGCCCUCUGCAAGCCCACUGCUAUUGAAAAGUUAGAGAAGACUAAUGAGUACACCUACCAGUGGCUUCAUACCCAAGUUGGCUUUCCAGAAACAACUAGUUCCAGAGCCCUGAAAUGCAAUCACUUCUUGCCUGAGUUAGAUCCAGAUGUACUUAAUGGUGGAAGAGUUCAACUUGUGGCAAGACUUGUAAGCAGAGAAGACACGGAUUUAGACCAUUUUUCCAUGACCAGUGGAAGCGCUUUGUCUGUGAACAAAGAAAAAAAAAGCCAGGCACACAGAUUCUCAUCGGGAUCCUCAAGUUGUUCAAGCAAGGGAAUACUUGCACCAAUGCUAACGAAUACAAGACCUUCUAUUAAAGAACGCAUAUCAUUCCGUGACAAUCCUGUUCAACUCAGUGGUGGAUGGGGAAGUGGCAAAAAGAAGGCUAAAACCUCUACCUAAUGCUUCCAGUUCAGCAUCCCAAACACAAGGCCCAUGAUUCACGCUCAUGUAUAUCUGGUCCUCUUAUGAGUUGAAAACAAAGAUUUAGAGUGGUGUAUUUAAUGUUUCAUUACAAUAAUUCAUAAUUUUGUUUUGGGGGGCAGUUACCUACUUCUCAUUCAUUGCUAGAAUUUGCAGUUCCUCUUGUGUUUUUGUGGAAUGACCUCACACACAAAUUCUUGAGACACUUCAGGGCAAUUUGUAUCUGCAGUGUCUCCUUUGGUUUAUAUUUUAUUUAUGACACAUAUCCUCAAGACUAUUCUUUUAACUAUUAAUAUAACAUAUAAAGAAAUAUAAAUAUAUUGGUGUUGCUUAAAGAAAUAUUAGUGAAUAAUUACUACAUUGAUAAGUUUGAAUGAACCACACUAUACUUCUUAGGUAUUUCAAAGAUGAACUACAUAUAAAAAUUCAAAAUACACCCUGAAAAAUCACAACUUUUAUUUUUAUUUUAAAGCAUCUUAGAGGAUUAUGAUAUAUAUACAUAUAUAUACUUUUAAGUUAAAAUGAAAUACAAAUUUAAAUAAUUAUCAACCUGUUAAUUUGGAAGUGUAUCUGUAAUGUUUCAUUCCAGUAUAUUUUAUCCUUGUUCAAAAUAGGUUGGUGUGAAUUGUGAUUCUUUAAGAUUAUUCAAUUCAUUAUUAAUUGCCAUUUAAAUUUUUUUCAAAGCUGAAAACCAUCAUUUUAAAAUGUUAGUAUAUUUUCUUAAAUCACAGAAAGGACACAUUAAGGUCUUACUAGAGUGAGGAUAAUUUUCUCCUAUGAUCUUAGCAAAUACAGUAUGCAAAAUGCUGCAUUCUGCUCAGGGCCCCACGGAGGAUCUAUUAAUCUGCAUCUGGAAUGUCUUUCACGAAGCUAAAGCCAGGGUUCUCCAGUAACCCUCCUUAUUGCACUCUGUGUAAUAGGAGCCAGCGAGCUUCAGCUUGCCCUUUUGUUUUUCCUGCUCUCUAGUGAAAUUAUUCUUCCAGCGAUGACUAACCAGAUUUCAAGAUGCAUUUGUUUAGUUUUUAUCCCCCCUGUACUUUUGGAGCCCUGUUGCAUUUCAGACCUGUAAAUCUCUUUCAACCUGAUUGAGGUAGAAAUGUUAACGAGCUUUGAGCUGUCAAUCUAUAAAGAAAACAUGGAUUCCUAUGCUUCAGCCUAGAAAUGGAGCUCCAUAUGUACUUGUUUUGUGAACACUGUUAGAUCACCCCUUUGCUAACAACAUUCACGAAUCAGUAUAAUGCAAUGAUGGAAAAUAUUUUAUCUCAGCUUAUUGUCAACUCUGCAGGAGAAAACCACAUUAGAGCUGACAUUGAUAGGGUUUUAUGGUUCAUAUACCUGCUCAAUGAAGUGGAAAGACUAGUAUGAGAAAUGAGAUGUUUAUUAUUAAACUGGUUUAGUAUGUAAAAGAAACUUAUUAGUUUUUUUCUUAUGUAACUUUUGUGAUUUUUUUCAUUAUAUUAAUUGGGAAAAUUAUUGCAUUGAUAUUCUUAAAUUUGUAGGCAAUGUUGAUAAAUGUGAAUAAAAUUGCUCCUGAAUCAUGGUGUUUAAAUUGGAAGUUCUUUAUAGUGUGAUUUAUGUGGGCCUACCCUGAAAUUGAUUAUCUAAAGAACCUUAUAAUUUCAAACCUGUCAUUUUGGAGUACUAGUUAUAGAUUUGUGUUUAUACAAUUGAUAUUUUUAAAAUUUAAUAAAACAUGCAAGUAUUUCAACACA